AAAGGCGGGAAGCUCUUAAACCCCUAAACCCCCACGUCUUCUUACCACUCGAAUGCUUCCCUCCUUCACUUUCCACGUACCCUUCUCCAAAUCCAUCAUCUCUUCCCUAAUCAUCCACGCCUCCCCAAAACCCCCAUUUCCCAAUCUCUCUCCCAUUCGCUUCGCCUGUCAUUUCUCCCCAAAACCCUCAAUGUCUUCUUCUUCUUCUUCUACUCCGACCCAUGUCGAAGCCGAGUACGCCAAGUCCGGCAACUCUUCCUGCAAGAAGUGCUCGGAGCCCAUCGAGAACAGAGCUCUGAGGCUGGGCACCAAAGACGGGCGUGGCUACACCAAAUGGCACCACUUGGGUUGCUUCAGUUUUGGGUCCGAGUCUGUUGCUUCGGUUGAGUUGAUUCAUGGGUUUCAGGCUCUGGAGAGUAGUGAUCAGGAAGCUUUGAAGGUUGAGUUUGAGAAAUCUAAAGAGGAGGAUUCAGCUGUAAAGAAAAGUAGUCAAAAUCGAAGGGUUCGUGAAGGAGAUGAAGCUGAAGUUGAAAAUCUAGGGGAAAAGGUUUUGAAGAAAUCAAAGGGUUCUUCUUCUGCUCCAACUCACGUUGAAGCUGAGUAUGCUAAGUCCGGUAGGUCCUCGUGCAAGAAGUGCUCAAAACCAAUUGAAAAUAAAGCUCUGAGGCUGGGGUUGGUCACCAAAGACCCGCGUGGUUUUGACUCGACCAAGUGGCACCACUUGGGUUGCUUCUCUUUUGGGUCUGAUUCUGUUGCUUCGGUUGACAAGAUCAAAGGGUUUCAGUCCCUGAAGAGUAGUGAUCAGGAAGCUUUGAAGAAUUUGGCCGUUGAAUUUGAGAAAUGUAAAAAGGAGGAUUCAAAUGGUGAAAAAAAUUCUCAAAAACAAAAGGUUUGUGAGGUAGAUGAAGAUAUAAAUGAAGUAGGGGAAAGGGGUUUGAAGAAGGCAGAGGUAUCCGAUCUGGCAAUAUCCUUUUCAGCUUCUGAUGUGAAGGACAAGUACAAGGAUGCAACACUACCGCCUAAAUGGAAGGCGUUUCAGACCAUCAUUUUUCUCGAAAGGGAUGAUGGUCUGCAUGAUUCAAGUAAAAUUGCAGCUUUUGAUUUUGAUGGCUGUCUUGCAAAUACUGAUGUUAGGAGAGUAGGUGCUGAUGCUUGGUCCUUUAUGUAUCCCUCAAUACCUGAUAAGCUAAGGAGCUUGUACGAGGAUGGCUACAAGCUGGUGAUCUUCACUAAUGAAACCAACAUUGAGCGCUGGAAAAAUAAGAGACAAGCAGCUGUGGACUCAAAAAUUGGACGUCUCAACAAUUUUAUCAAGGAAGUGAAGGUCCCAAUUCAGGUUUUCAUAGCAUGUGGGCCGAGUCAAGGAGAAGAUCCUUUCCGCAAACCGAAGCCGGGGAUGUGGCACAUUUUGAAACAACACUUGAAUUCUGGCAUUUCCAUCGAUAUGGAUCAAUCUUUUUAUGUUGGUGAUGCUGCUGGUAGAAGAAAUGAUCACAGUGAUGCUGAUCUCAAGUUUGCAGAGGCCAAUGGUUUAAAGUUUUAUGUCCCGGAGGACUACUUUGGAGUUUGAGAAACUCUAUGGUCAUCAACUUCUGGAAGAAACUUCAGUGAACCUAGACAACCAUUCAACAAACUUCUUUUGUAGUAGGUGAUUCAUGUACUGGCCAUCCAGUCGUUGUGCAUUGUAUAUCAGUGGUAGAACUUUUCAGAACUUAUGCUCUUGACUUGUUAAGCUAUGCACUCUGUUACCCUUUUCGGACCUUAAGCAUUCCCAAUUUCUGGCAUAUGCACAGUUUUUGUCGUCAGACUAUCGGAUCACCUGUCACAGUUUUAAAGCUCUUCUCAGUAGAUCAGUUAUAUUUGCAGUGUGCAAAUUCCUAUGUUUUUGAAUACACAUCUCCGAGGGUAAUGAGUAGAAUGGGGCUGUU
This is a messenger RNA of Argentina anserina (silverweed cinquefoil), 1928 nucleotides long. RefSeq names its product polynucleotide 3'-phosphatase ZDP. Gene Ontology annotation, biological process: DNA repair. NCBI's taxonomy places the organism in Eukaryota, Viridiplantae, Streptophyta, Magnoliopsida, Rosales, Rosaceae. The coding region runs from base 53 to 1570 and encodes 505 amino acids. The transcript is spliced from 16 exons. Gene Ontology annotation, molecular function: double-stranded DNA binding; ATP-dependent polydeoxyribonucleotide 5'-hydroxyl-kinase activity; zinc ion binding. The record is from RefSeq and is a predicted model, not a curated record.